AGAAAACCACGUUAGAAAAUGCGUUAGAAAUGCAGACAGUCAUUGCGCCAGAGAAAAUGCAUCAUGUCCGUUGACUCCCCAGCAGAAGCAUCGCUUUUUCACUCUCUCGUCUCUCAUCACUCAUCUCAUGUGUAUGGAUUCAGCACAAUGUGAAGGUGACGUACUUGACCCACGCCUGUAUGGAGCUGAAGCUUGGACAGAGGCGGUUCAUGUUUGACCCGUGGCUGAAGGGUCCUGCAUUUGCCAGAGGCUGGUGGCUUCUCCAUGAGCCUCCAGCAGACUCCCUGGACAGACUGUGUGCAGCUGAUCUCAUCUACAUCAGCCAUAUGCACUCCGACCACCUCAGUUACCCGACGCUGAAAGUCUUGUCAGAGCGGAAACCAGAUAUCCCAAUUUAUGUUGGUGACACAUCCAGACCAGUCUUUUGGUAUAUGGAGCAAAGCCAAAUCAAGCUGACAAACAUCCAUGUUGUUCCUUUUGGUGUCUGGAAUAAUAUUGACGCAGACCUAAGGUUUAUGAUCCUGAUGGAUGGAGUGCACCCUGAAAUGGACACCUGUAUCAUUGUUGAAUAUAAAGGUCACACAAUCCUGAACACCGUGGACUGUACCAGGCCAAACGGGGGCAGGUUACCACAGAAUGUGGACUUGAUGAUGAGCGACUUCGCUGGGGGGGCAUCUGGAUUCCCCAUGACUUUCUGUGGUGGGAAAUACAGUGACUCCUGGAAGGCAGAAUUUAUCAAGAACGAAAGGAAGAAGCUGCUGAAUUACAAAGCUCUGCUGGUGAAGUCCCUGCAGCCGGCAAUUUACUGCCCGUUCGCUGGCUUCUUUGUGGAGGCCCAUCCAUCAGACAGAUACAUCAGGGAAACAAAUGUUAAGAACAGUCCCGAAGACCUGAAUGCUCUCAUCAAUAAGUUUGCACCAGACAUCAAGACAUGGACGCCCAAGCCGGGUGCUGUGCUGGACCUUGGCCUGGCUCUGAGAGACCCCACCAACAGUGGGGCCAUCACCAAUCCCUCAGACAGUACAAAAAUCUACAAGGACAGUUGGGAUUUGGAUCUGUAUGUGGAUGAACUAAACAGAGCAAUCAACUGUGAGAUAUUUAAACAUCAACGCUGGACCCAGUUUUAUUACACCUGGGCAGGCUUCCAAAACUACAACCUUGUUGUGAGGAUGAUUGAGACAGAUGACAGCUUUGAGCCCCAUGCUGACGGCAGUGACUACCUGGUGGACUUCUUGGAUCUGACGUUCCCCACAAAGAGACCUGAGCGGGAGCACGCCUACAUAGAGAUUAAAAACAGGAUUGGGGUGAUGAGAUAUGUGGUGCAGCAGGGUCUUCUCUGGGACGAUCUGUACAUCGGCUUCCAGAACCGCAUACGCAGAGACCCAGAUGUCUACCACCACAAGUUCUGGAACCACUUCCAGACGCAGCUCCCAGUUCGCAGGCCAGACUGGGACCAGUUCCUGCAGGAGAUUUCCCUCCAGGAGCCUGACACAGCAGCUCGGGGCCAAGGAGCUAAUUGUGUAACGUCUUGAAAGACAGAUGUGUUUCUGGAGAUUAUUUGUCUUCUAUUACUGGCCUGUAAUCAUUUAAUGGGUUUGUCUAAUUUAAUCUAAAACUGGAGAUAAUUUGUGUGCUACUCUGUAAUCAAUUAUACAUGAAAGUAAUGAAAGGAUCAGCCUUAUUUACCACUUCAUGUUUCUUUUGAUUGCUUAUAUUUUGUUAAGCAUUUCCUCCUUUGCAAAUAUCUAUGUAUCUUAUGCACUAUUUAAUAAAUGAGCCCCAAGGUGUUUUAUGGCUAGAUGA
Molecule: messenger RNA, 1803 nt
Organism: Gasterosteus aculeatus aculeatus (three-spined stickleback)
Lineage: Eukaryota; Metazoa; Chordata; Actinopteri; Perciformes; Gasterosteidae
Source: RefSeq, a predicted model, not a curated record